AUGUUUUCAAUGUUGCAUCAAUUAGAAUUAAUGGCAAAAUGUUCCGCGUUGUCUAUAGAAGGUUUAUAGUUGUUGAAAUCCAUCCCAAUAUUAAUACCGUUCUUUACACCUCGAUUUUUAGAUAUUUUUAGUACGAAAUUUAAUUAUUUCUGUUGAUUCAUGAGAUACCUUAGUAAAACGGAUGAAAAAAAAACUGUUUUUAACAGUGCAAUCCCUGUGAUGUGCGGGCGUCUAUGGUAAUAGCCUAUUACAAUAAUUUGUCUAUUGAGGAACCGAAGAAAUUGAAUUCAUUGCAAAUUUCGAUAGCCGGUAAAUGAUAGAUCCCCACAAAUUUUCAACGUAUUUUGAAAUCAUAUUCUGUCCAGUUUCCAGGAUUAUACCGUAAGUGAAAUUAAAUUUAGUUUUCACAAUUUUUCGUAUAUUCAUUUUUUCAUUAAUCGAAUUUCGUAGACAAUACAUUCUGUGUGUUUCAUUAUUUAACAUUUUAUUGAAUUCAUUAGAAAUUUUUUCGGUUUUUCAAAUUUAAUGAGAAAACUCUUGAGAAAAUCGAAAAAUAAUUCAAAUAAACUGUACUGUGAUUUUCGGAAUCAAAAACCCGAUGCCAUUGAUCUAAUACAAUACUCGUACUAACUGUAAAUCUAAUUUUUUAUUAAAAAUAAGUUCGUUCCCAAGUAACCUAACUAUGUAUUUUUUUUUAAUUUUAAAUUUUAACACACUAAUCGUAUUACUUUUAUUUUUGUUGCUUACGAAAACUCAUAUUAUAUUCGUCAUAAAAAAUAUUAUUCAUUAUUAUUAUUAUUUAUCAGUGUUUUUGACAACAGCGGUACUUAUACGAUGACUUUUUUGUUGACAUNAUUAUCCUUUAGUUUUAACUUUUUUACGUCAGACGAGUACGAUGAACGGUCAGAGUCUGUUAACGAUAGUUUCCAAAAGAACGCUGUGGCCAUUAAUAAUAAACCAACGUCGUCGUUAACAUUAUCGAAGACUCUCGCAUCACCGCAUGUAAAUUCGCGUUUACAAGAGAAGACGGUGGCCAAAGCCAAAUCGCCGGAGAUCGGUGUUUUGCGAAACACUACUACUGCGUUACCAAAGAAGGCAGUGAAAAGUAACGAAUCGCCGAAAAUUAACGUACCGUCGAAGAAGCCGACGAAGAUAACGAAGUGCGCGGCGGUGGUGAAAUCAAACUCCUCGUCCGUCAUAACGAAACUCUCAGCUCAGACGACGGCUACCGACCUUCGUGGUGAUUCUUUGGCAAACAAACGUGACGUGCUCACCCGAGGUACCGCGUACAACAGUCGGUCGUCGUCGGCACGUCGAACUGUUAACGAUAGUUUCCAAAAGAACGCUGUGGCAAUUAAUAAUAAACCAACGUCGUCGUCAACAUUAUCGAAGGUUCUCGCAUCACCGCAUGUAAAUUCGCGUUUACAAGAGAAGACGGUGGCCAAAGCCAAAUCGCCGGAGAUCGGUGUUUCGCGAAACACUACUACUGCGUUACCAAAGAAGAUAGUGAAAAGUAACGAAUCGCCGAAAAUUAACGUACCGUCGAAGAAGCCGACGAAGGUAACGAAGUGCGCGGCGGUGGUGAAAUCGAAUUCCUCGUCCGUCAGUACGAAACUCUCAGCUCAGACGACGGCUACCGACAUUCGUGGUGAUUCUUUGGCAAACAAACGUGACGUGCUCACCCGAGGUACCGCGUACAACAGUCGCUCGUCGUCGGCACGUCGAACUGUAACAGUUAAUGCGAGCAAAUUAUCGUACGCCAAUUUACCGAAAUCCAGUGCCUCAUCGCUCCCGAAUGAUGUGGUACGUACGACCAUAAUUUAAUUGUAAAAUGAUAAAGACGUCCUAGGAUAAUGGGGACGAGUGCAGCCAUUGUUAUAGAUAAUUUAAUGUAUACCUGUAAGCAACGAUAAACCGUUGCUUACGAAAAAAACGAUUCUGAGCGGAGUUCAGUUGACAAUGAUGCUUCGUCAACAAUGUAUGGCAUUUCAUAGUAAAACAAUUAAAUAGGCUUUAUGUAUUUUCUUUGAUAAUAUUUGUUUAGUAUUGUACCGAUUUUCCCAGUUUUUCCAUGUUUUAUCCCGGUUGUUGGGAAAACUCUUAGGCUAAUCGAAAAAUGACAUAUUUAAAGUACUUCCCUAGUGAACGAAUAAUUGAAAUUAUUUGUAGUCUUUUUCCCCGCGAGUUAUAUAAAAAAAAAAACGGAGAUAUUCAAGGGGUAUAUCUCCGCGGAACAGCACGUAUUGUUGACAAAGUAACGCCAUCUAUCAACUGAACUCCGAUCAGAAUCGUAUUUUCGUGAGCGAUGUCGGUUUUCCGUUGCCCACAGAUGUACAUUAAACUUCUCGCCAACAACAGUGGCGUACCAACGUGUGCGAAGCAUGUUUUUAUUGUUCUUUUAUUUCCCGUUGAAAAAUAAAUACCGUAUUCAACAUUCGGUACGAUUCCAUACGGAUUUAUUGUCCGAGAUAUCGGCGCGUUUCACUAUCCGUCCGUUUUUUUUAGUCGCCGUCCGCGGAAUUCGACGAUCAGUCGGCGUACGACCAGCGGUCGGCCCCGUGUGGUUACGUGGAGCACGACUGCGGGAUAUCGGCGGCCUCGUUCGAAUCAGACACCAACAGUCUGCAAAGAGCCGGGUCGCAUCACUGCGUAACCGAGUGGGACAGUUGUAGCGAGGUCAACGGGACGGACGGCUAUUUUGACGAGGCGUCGUCCGACGUGCCCCGGCGGUCGCGCCGCGGCGACGGUGACGCGGAAAAGCACGCCGCGGGGAAAUCCGCGGUCGGAAAACCGUCCGAAUUCCCGUGGUUGGCUUCCGACGACGCUUUCAAGUUUGCGCCGACCAAACAGUUCAAAAUCAAAAAGAUGAACCAGGUCAUAAACGUUUAUCUCACGCCGCUCGGCGGAAGUCCCAAAACGCCCGUCCGGAAAGCGUGCUCUUUGGUCGGCCCCUUAGUAUCGUCUUCGUACAUCAACCGGCAGAAAAAACUCAAGGAGAUCGAAUUGACAAACAUGUUUAUUGCGAAAAAAAUUUUGGGCGCAAAACCUACGAUUUCGUCAUUCCGGUAGGUAUGCAAUCUCGUAUAGACCAGUGGUUUUCAACUAUUUUGGGCUCGCGGCCCUUCUGAUUUUGAAAUCCAUAUUAGCGGCUCCCUUCGGAAUAAUGAUAACGAUAAAAAUAUUAAACUAAAUAAAUUCACUGUAUUACUCUACUAUAUUUACCUGUACCCUAGGAAGCGCUACGCGCACUGGUUGAAAACCGCCAAUAUAGACUAUCGUUAUCAAUCAUCAUAUUGGUUUGGCACCUCUCAACUCUAAAUUCACUUCUAUGUGGUUUUCUAUGCAAUUUUGAGCAAAGCCGGUUCAAUUCUAUUAAUCAAUCACUAACCAGCGAUUUGCUCGAAAGAUUUUCAGUGAACUCGAUAUCUGACUUUUUUUUUUUUUUAAAUAUAUAAUCAUGAAAUCGUUACGCCGUAAAUAUUUGUUCGUUUAUCCCUACGUUUCCCCUAUGCUUUUUCCCGAUUUUUCCCAAUAAUUAUGAAAACCUACUUGGAAAAUAAAAAAAUUAAAAAGUGGAUUUUCGGAUUUUCGGAUAAUUCGGUUUUAUAUCACAUCACCACUAUGCAUGGCGGGUCGGGUUAAUGCGUAUAUGUAAUUGAACUUCUAUAAUAUAAUCUAUGGACAUAAUACUUUUAAUAUAAUUCAAUCCAGUUGGAAUGUCGUCAAUAGGUAAAAAAGCUGGAGCGGCAAUUUGUCUAUAAAAUAAACUGACAUUUUCAUUCUCCUUACAUAAAUUUCCUAGGCCAAGAGAUAGUAUUUCCCUAUAGGUACUUCGCGUUAAAUGAAAAGAAAAACAACCUUUUAUAUUUACAUGUUCACCUAAUAUACAUGCGAUUGCAUUUAUAGCNUCUGGGAUACAAAUUUUGAUUAUAGCAUGCAUUAUAAGUACCUCAUGAGUGUAACAUAUGUUCAUAAGUAGAUUAACUAGUAAUAUGACUUAUUAUAUUAUAAUAUACUUUAUAUAUUUACAGUAAGUACUGAAGGAUUUCAAACCGUUGAUGACUCGAUAGGAGUGGAAGAUACAUCAGACAGAGAACGACGAAGAGGCGUGUGGCAGGCAGCGACCCUUAAUGGGCCGUAAGCUGACUAUGAAGAAUAUACCUUAU
This is a messenger RNA of Cinara cedri, 4166 nucleotides long. Lineage: Eukaryota; Metazoa; Arthropoda; Insecta; Hemiptera; Aphididae. The record is from the annotation of a GenBank genome assembly.